Messenger RNA from Heterocephalus glaber (naked mole-rat), 4510 nucleotides. It is a transcript of the gene Slc19a3, whose product is annotated as solute carrier family 19 member 3. The record is from RefSeq and is a predicted model, not a curated record. NCBI's taxonomy places the organism in Eukaryota, Metazoa, Chordata, Mammalia, Rodentia, Bathyergidae. Gene Ontology annotation, biological process: transmembrane transport; vitamin transport. Gene Ontology annotation, cellular component: plasma membrane. Gene Ontology annotation, molecular function: thiamine transmembrane transporter activity.
CUCUGAGGAAAGCUCCUUGUGGCAGGCAGGGAUCUGCAUUUGUGGGCAGCCAGAAGGAGCAGAAGUUGGAUGUGAAGGCAGGAAGCCAGCCGUGAUUCCAGAAAGAGAUAAACUCGGGCCACAGCAAGAACAGGCUCUCACUUCCUAGUUUAGGCCAGCCUUGAAAUCACGGCCAUCCUCCUGCCUCAGCCUCCUGAGCACUGGGAUGACAGCUAUGGAUUGUUUUAGAACUUCAGCGAGCAAUUCCUGGAUUUUUCCCACUGUGAUCCUCUGCUCAUUUGGAUUUUUCUCCAUGAUGAGACCAUCAGAACCAUUCCUUAUCCCAUAUUUAUCUGGACCAGAUAAAAACCUGACCAGCACAGAGAUCACAAAUGAGAUCCUUCCGGUGUGGACAUACUCCUACCUGGCGCUGCUGCUCCCAGUGUUUGUCCUCACUGACUACGUCUGCUACAAGCCAGUCAUCAUCCUACAAGGCAUCAGCUUCAUCGUGACCUGGCUGCUGCUCCUGUUUGGCCAAGGAGUAGGAGCCAUGCAGGCUGUCGAGUUCGUCUUUGGGAUGGUCUCAGCCACCGAGGUGGCCUACUACGCCUACAUAUACAGCGUGGUCAGCCCUGAGCACUACCAGAGGGUGAGCAGCUACUGUCGGAGCGUCACGCUGGUGGCCUACACUGUGGCUUCGGUGCUGGCCCAACUCCUGGUAUCCUUGGCAAACCUGUCAUACUUUUACCUGCACGUCAUGUCCUUGAUCUCUGUCUCUGUGGCUUUCACUCUCUCACUUUUUCUACCAAUGCCUAAAAAGAGCAUGUUCUUCCAUGCAAAACCCAGCAAAGAAGUUCUUCCAAAGCCACUGGGAAUGGAUGCUGCCCUUGGGGAGGCUCAGGAGGAUCAUGAAACAGUUCAGCAGAAAUCACACAGCAUUUCCGGGAAUCCUGAGCGCAGCCAGCUAGGGAGCCAGAAGACUGAAAAUGUGGUUUUGAAGAAUUUUGUGCAGUGGUUCCAAGAUCUGAAGGAGUGCUACUCCUCAAAGCGUCUUUUUUACUGGUCCCUGUGGUGGGCUUUUUCCACAGCAGGUUUUAAUCAAGUUUUGAAUUAUAUUCAAAUCCUAUGGGAUCACAAGGCACCAUCCCAAGAUUCUUCCAUCUAUAAUGGGGCAGUGGAAGCUAUCGCAACAUUUGGAGGGGCUCUGGCUGCUUUUGCAGUGGGCCACGUGAAAGUCGCCUGGGACCUUCUGGGAGAGCUGGCGCUGGCGAUCUUUUCCAUCAUCAGUGCUGGCUCCCUGUUUCUCAUGCAUUACACGCCCAGCAUCUGGGUGAGCUACACUGGCUAUCUGAUAUUCAAGUCCAGCUACAUGCUUCUUAUAACCGUAGCAGUAUUUCAGAUUGCAAUAAAUCUGAGUGUGGAACGCUAUGCCCUGGUCUUUGGAAUAAACACCUUUACUGCCUUGGUGAUUCAGACCAUCAUGACUAUGAUUGUAGUAGAUCCCAGGGGGCUCAACUUGGCAAUCAGCAUUCAGUUUUUAGUUUACGGGAGUUAUUUUGCUGUCAUUGCUGGAAUUUUCCUAAUGAGAAGCAUAUACAUUCUCUACUCGCUCAAAUGCCAAAAGAAAGUUCAGAGACUCCCUACAAUUCAGAGUCCAGCUAAAUCACACGCAGAGGAGCCCGUUAAUACCAUCCUGUCAACAAAGCUCUAACCUUAUUACAUCAACACAGUGGUUUCCAAAAUCUGUGACUAAGAGGACAGGACUUUGAAAUGGAAACAUUGAAGUGUUCUGCAAGCUGGAUUCCAGUGAACCUUCCUAAAAGCACAGCAGACCUUGGCCUUAGACCAGAUGUCUGUGUGCCUAGCUGAACUGCAGUUGGCAGGCCCAUCAGUUAAAGAACCUACAUUGGGAACCCACACCCAUAGAAAACUCUAGUUCUGAUCACUUCUAAGAACGUGCAAAUGGCACAGAAACAAACCAGGAGAAAACACCAGCCACCCUGGUGGACUGCUGCCCACUAAUGAAUGGAAAUCCUAACUGGUCUGACCCUCUGUUUGGCCUAGAUGCUUCUGUGAUUAAAGGAGGCAACACAAGGGACGUUUAUGCCAUUUUUCUUCCCUUCCAGCGAGUAUGUUUCUGUUUUAACUUACAGUUCUCUGAGAGAAUCACAAACUUUGAUUCCAUUUUUAAGGGCUCUUUCUCAACCUUGUAAACAUUGCAUUAUUCACCAGCUAUGGUUCGAUACUAUCAAUAUUUUUAUCUUUUUAUGAUUAUUUUUCAUUUCAUGCUCUUCUGAGCUUGGUCUUAAAACUACCUCAGGAAUAGCUGCAAGUGUACCAUGUGUCACAGAUAACAAUGACCUAGAAGAGGCAUUGUUAACCAGGUAGGUAUGUUAAUGCUCUGUCAUUGUGAUGUCUGAAGUAGAACACUACAAGUAAUUCCCAGAGGUUUCUAGCAGUAUUUAUAAAUGAGGAAACGCUUGGAGGAAUUAAAUACCUAAUUUUUGUUCAUUUAUUUUUUUACUUUUUUUUUUUGGUGCUAGAGAUUAAACACAAGGCCUUAUGCAUACUACCACUGAACUACACCCCUAGUUCCCUAAACCCUAAUUUUCCUUCCGGUGCUGAGGAUUAGGCCUAGGAUCUCACAUACAAUAGACAAGCACUCAACCACUGAGCUACAUCCUCUGCCCAACACUUGAUUUUUAAAUGACAGAGAUUGUGCUAAAUAAAAUGGAUCUAAAAAUUUUACUGAAGAGUAUAAUUUGUUAUGGGAUUCUGCUGAAAUUAUCUGAGCAUUAACUGUUAUAUGAAACUUCAGUAGAAGAUGCACUGAGUGGUUUGCCAGUGGGAAUAGAGAAUACUGAAUCAAGACUUGUAUUUACUUUACUUCAAAUCCCAAAAUUCAUUCACUGAACUGAAGAUGAAAUCCAGACCAAAAUCAAUGCACUUUUCCCCUUAUCGAUGGUGUUAUUUUCUGUAAUUUCAGUUACCUGUGGUUGACUGCUGUACAAAAAUAUUAAGUGGAAAAGUUCCAGAAAUAAACAAUCCAUAAGUGAAACUGCAUAAGUGAAAUUUCACCUCACUGUGCCAGGGUGCUAAUCAUUCCUUUGUCCAGUGUCCAUGCUGCUAACCGGUAGUCACUUACUAGCUGUCUCAGUUGUCAGAUCCACUGUGGCAGUAUCUCAGAGUCCAUGUUCAAGUAACUCUUACUUUUGUCAAUAAUGACUCCCAGGUGCAAGAGUCGUGAUGGUGGAAAUUUGGAUGUGCCAAGAGAAGCUUGUUAUAAUAGGUAUGUUUGUAUAGGAAAAAAAACAGUAUAUGCAGAAUUCAAUACUCGGCAUGGUUUCAGGUGUCCAUUGGAGAUCGUGGAAUGUGUCCCCUAUAAAGAGAAGACCAGUGCACACUCAAUGGAGAAAACUAGUAACAUUCCCUCUUAGAUCAAAAGCAAAAAAAGGAUAGCCACUAUUAUCUUUCUUAUUUAAUUCAUUGUACUGGAGGUGCUCACCAAUACAGUUAGACAAGCAACAACAACAACAACAAAAUUUAGAAGUCAAAAAUUGAAAAGCAGGAUCCAAAAUUAUUAUCCCAGAGGCUACAAGUAUAUACACAAGUUGCAACCAAAAACUGAGAUACUAUGAAAAGUAUGUAGAAGCCAACGGCUUUCAUAAUAUAGCAACUAUUUCUUAAUACAGCAAUAUUGUCAACUAUAUAGACAAUAAAAGAAUAUGCCAUUUAUAGUGGAACUGUUAUCGGAAUCUCCUGGCUACACCAAAAUGUUGUCAGUAGCUCCUUCUAAAAGUAACUGGACAAUUAAACGUUACCGGGCUCUGGGUUGCUCACCUCUCCCUCUAGAGUUAGAUUCCAGGUUCUUCUCAUCUCAAGCAAAGAAUUGAACAAAGCAAGCAAAAGGCAUUGGCCAAGUUUAUUUGAAAAAGGAAAAGUGAAGAGUGAGGGAGAAACUAGCUCUGCAGAGCGAUCCUGGGUCGAGGAAAACAGGAAAAAGCAAGAUAAAAGAACACCCCAGAGAAAGCAGGGUGGGGUAUCAUGAGGAAAGCCACACUGGCAAGCUCUUCUUGGAAUCUGUGUCCUUUUAUGCUGUUCAAAUCGCCAGGAAACCACAAGAACGUCUACAUUCUGGUCUUGAGAGGCAGAGCUGGGAUCCCACACCUCGGACUGAUCUCAGGUAUAGCCCAUCAUAUUGAAAACCUGCUGGAGUUCUCGCGAGAAGUCUACAGGCAGGGCUUUGGGAACUGUUCUGCGCAUGUGUUCUGGGAUCUUCUAAUUAACAGGUCACGUCUACUUCCCCAGCCAGAUUUGCCACGCCCUAAUUUCCUAUGUCAGAACAAAGUGAAAAAAUACCUAAGAUUAUACUUACUAUAAUAAUUUAUUAACUGUGUAAGACAAACAUGAAUAAGCCUGAAAAUUUGAAGAUUAUAAGUGGAUGCAUAAAUGUAUACAAAAAUUUAUCUUGUUCUUGGUUAGGAGAAAAAGACAUCAAGCUCCCCUAAAUAAAUAUAUUAAUUAAAUCCUA